AUGCAAGUUGGACGCAUGAGGGCGACUGUGCGCUAUAGAACUGGCAAUUUGCGUGAGUCUGAAGCCGCGAGGGCGAAAAGGCUCAUUAACUCUGAUGACGCAUUGAGUACGCAGGAGCAAGACCAGGUGCUUCAGUAUCUUGCGGGGUCUGUGCGCUCAAGUGUGGCACUCCUCCGCGUCCUAGCCGUACUUCAGCUGCUACUGGCCUUCCUCUACCUUGGCAUGCUGGCAGCGGGCUACCCUCUUGUCUACGCUGUCUUUGACGAUGGGACACCGUUGACAUUUGGAGGGGCUAUUGCGCUUUUGACGUCAUCCCUUAUUCUAGGGGCGGGCGGGUUGUGUGACCUGCAUACGUGUCGUCGAACUCUUCGCAUUGAUGUGGCCACUCUUGUUGAGGCGGGCUACAUCAAGGAAAGUGCAACAGGGGCGAGUGGAGAGAGAAAGAGUGCAUCCACAGCUGCGAUGUCGGUGGCAGAGCUGCCGCGGUAUCAUUACGUGUUGGGUUUUCUCGCUCUGUGGCCUGCACUGUACUGGCUGUAUGUGAUGCGUGCAUACUACACACACAUGUCACAGCAGGGUCCAUUGCUCUUUGGAGUGGCAGACAACUGGAUGGAGUUGGUGCUGGUGCUUUGGCAGCCCGGGAUGCACGUAGUCUUUGCACAGACACUCCGCUCCAUCGUCUCGGGGAAGAAUGACCUCCUGCGGCUCGCCCAGCUUAAAUACCGCUACGACAAACUCUGA
This is a messenger RNA of Trypanosoma conorhini, 741 nucleotides long. RefSeq lists its product as uncharacterized. Lineage: Eukaryota; Euglenozoa; Kinetoplastea; Trypanosomatida; Trypanosomatidae. The transcript has a single exon. The record is from RefSeq and is a predicted model, not a curated record. The coding region runs from base 1 to 741 and encodes 246 amino acids.